UGGCGCCGCGCCUCUCACAGCUCAGCCAGUCUCCGGUCUGUAUUCUAAUAGGCCAUAUCUUUAUCAGGGAAAUGUCGCUUCUCUGAACUUAAAACUUCUCAAGGAGGGUCCCCAGACUCAGAGGCAGAGAAGGGGUCUGAGCUGAGGCGUGGGGAGCCGCCUUUCUCAGGACAGACAGAAAGGGAAGGGGCGCUGGUAAGGCCUCCCACCUGGCCCAGGAGCACCUGACUUCCGAGCAGCUGACGUAGGUGCCAGGUCCUGGGGCCAGGGCUGGGCCGGAUGUCUUAGGUAGGAGGGCAAUCUGGUGCUCCGCCGCUUUUGACCCUCCAAACCUGCCAUGGGCUUCGGGGUCAGAGCUCGGGGUCUCUGGCUUUAGGGGCCUGGAUUUGGGCUUCUCAUCUUCCCUCACCCCGACCCGAGGAUCAUGGAGUCCAACCUGCAGGGGACAUUCCUGCUGAACAACACGCCGCUGGCCCAGUUCUCGGAGAUGAAGGCCCCCGUGUGCCAGUACUCGGUGCAGAACUCCUUCUACAAGCUCAGCCCUCCGGGGCUGGGCCCCCAGCUGGCUGCCGGGACCCCUCACGGGAUCACAGACAUCCUGAGCAGACCUGUGGCCACACCAAACAGCAGCCUUCUCUCCAGUUACCCUCACGUGGCAGGCUUUGGUGGACUCGGCUCCCAGGGGGUCUACUAUGGACCCCAGGUGGGGAAUUUUCCCAAGGCUGGCAAUGAGUACCCCACCCGGACCCGGAACUGCUGGGCGGACACAGGCCAGGACUGGCGAGGCGGGCGGCAGUGCGGCAACACCACAGACCCCCUGAGCGACAGCAUCCACAAGAAAAAGCACACCCGGCCCACCUUCACUGGACACCAGAUCUUUGCCCUGGAAAAGACCUUUGAACAGACCAAGUACUUGGCCGGCCCUGAGAGAGCACGGCUGGCAUACUCGCUGGGAAUGACCGAGUCGCAGGUCAAGGUGUGGUUCCAGAACCGACGGACCAAGUGGCGGAAGAAGAGCGCGCUGGAGCCCUCGUCCUCCACGCCUCGGGCCCCGGGCGGCGCGGGCGCGGGCGGGGAGCGCGCGGCCUCGGAGAACGAGGACGACGAGUACAACAAGCCGCUGGACCCUGACUCGGACGACGAGAAGAUCCGGCUGCUGCUGCGCAAGCACCGCGCGGCCUUCUCGGUGCUCAGCCUGGGCGCGCACAGCGUCUGA
This is a messenger RNA of Suricata suricatta (meerkat), 1216 nucleotides long. It is a transcript of the gene NKX6-3, whose product is annotated as NK6 homeobox 3. Gene Ontology annotation, cellular component: nucleus. Gene Ontology annotation, molecular function: RNA polymerase II cis-regulatory region sequence-specific DNA binding; DNA-binding transcription factor activity, RNA polymerase II-specific. The record is from RefSeq and is a predicted model, not a curated record. Lineage: Eukaryota; Metazoa; Chordata; Mammalia; Carnivora; Herpestidae. The coding region runs from base 425 to 1216 and encodes 263 amino acids. The transcript is spliced from 3 exons. Gene Ontology annotation, biological process: cell differentiation; regulation of transcription by RNA polymerase II.